ACGUGCCCAACGCAACGUGCUACGUCAUCGUUCAGCGUGAAGAGCGUGGUGAUGUGGUUAUACGCUGUGGUCCACCGCCAAAUUCAAAUUGUAAGGAAAAAAGGGGGAGAAAGGGAGCAGCUGCAGCAGAGGACCGACGAUUGUCACAAGUAUCUGUUUGGGUCACACAUCAUGGAUGGGUUUGGAAGAGCUGUGGUUGGAGUCUGGCGGGCGCACACAGUCCUGGAUGAAUCUGAUGGGGCAGAGAGCUCCCCAGAAGUUCCUGAUCGUUUCCGUAAGAUGCCCUCCUCAUCCUCACUCGGCUCCCUGCGGAUGUCUUUGCGGAAGCGGCUGCCGCUCCGGUCGGUUCAGGCAAACUCCCUCCAGGAACCGUCAACCACAGAAAUCCAGAAGGAGCAGCCCAAACCCAGCACGGCCCGCAAGCUCUCCCGCAGCGCCAAGAACUCCAUCAGUGAAAUGUGUCAGAGGUUUCAGAGGACCAGAGAGUUUUCACGUGAGGAGUGCUUGGUGGCCACCCCGGGUCGAGACCCAGAAAUUGCAGGUGCAUCAUCUUGCACUCCGCGGCGCACUCCUCGUCGAGCUGCAACACCCAGACGCACCCCUAGAUCUGCUGCCAAACCCGGCCGCAUGCCGGGAUCUAGAGAACAAAAGACCCCUGAAGCGUCUGUACGUGGGGUGAAAACGGGGAGAGGCAGGAGGCAGCUGGUCCGAAUGGCUGCGCUGCGAAGUCCCUAUUCUUCCCCAAACACAGAGAACCAGAGAAUAAAAUUUGACAAAGAUUUGGAGUCUGUUUCCAGUGGAAUCAGACGACUCAAACAUCUGUCCAAGGCUUUUGAUGACAUAAUUCGAAGAGAGGACAGACCUGGUUCAAGCAACCGUCCUGGAGGGGCAAUGAUGAGAAAGUUGGACCCUAGUGGUAAACUCAGUCGGUCCAACCUCACACGCCGCGCAUCAAACCUCUCCAACACACUGGGAGGAUGGGCCAACACAGCUGUGAACACUAUCCGGAAACCAAACUGAAGCACACAGAGUCUUCAGUAGCCAUGUUUAAAGGUGUUAUUGUGGUGUCACUGUUACAUGUACUGAGAAACUUUCCUAUAGCUGCUUGAUUUUCGUCUUCUAUGUAUGUCUAGCAUUAUUUGAGUCUUGUGUUUACAUGUCUCAGGUUAGCUCUGUAGAGUGAACAUCCUCAUAACUACCAAAGGGAUUGUGAUGUUGAAACAAUAUAUUUUACAUAUCCUAACUAGUAUAAAGAAAUGCUGCACUAUACUCAGAUUGUAGCUGUAAAACUAACACUAAGUGUUCUGAGAGAGUACAGGUAGUUUGUCUUUACCAUAUGUAUGUAGAAAUCUUAAUGUUUUUAUACUCUUUUUAUAUUCCUUUUAAUAAACCAAAAUUUUAUAUUUUUCCUUUUUAUGCAUUUGUAACGGGACCUUUUUUAUAAAUAGCCUGGGUAAUAUUUAAAUGGGCACUUUCUAGCAGAGGUUGUUGCUUGCAAUGGUCUGUGAAUGAUUCAUGCUCCAAUACAGUACACAUAAAUCAUCAGAUAAUGUGAUGGGGGGGUGGAGUGGAAGAGUUAAAGGCUCAUUACCAGAUGACGGCAGUGAUGAUGAUGUUAUGAAGAAAAAUCCAGUGAGUUAUUAGCGUAGUGACAGCCUCAAAUGAAGCAAAACACUUUUUUUUCCUUCGCUGUGCUUCCUUUUUCUGAAUUAAUGGGGAAGAAGGGAGAAUCUGUGCCUAACCGUGAAAAGGAAUUAUACAAUAAAAACUGCAAGUCAA
This is a messenger RNA of Poecilia reticulata (guppy), 1779 nucleotides long. It is a transcript of the gene pimreg, whose product is annotated as PICALM interacting mitotic regulator. The record is from RefSeq and is a predicted model, not a curated record. NCBI's taxonomy places the organism in Eukaryota, Metazoa, Chordata, Actinopteri, Cyprinodontiformes, Poeciliidae.